Molecule: messenger RNA, 270 nt
Organism: Colletotrichum orchidophilum
Lineage: Eukaryota; Fungi; Ascomycota; Sordariomycetes; Glomerellales; Glomerellaceae
Exons: 1
Coding region: 1-270 (89 amino acids)
Source: RefSeq, a predicted model, not a curated record
AUGGCCGAGCCUGAAUCCCUCUUCUCCGACAAACUCGACGCCUCUUCUCCUUUCCCCGCCCACCCAUCCAGUCCCGGGUCUUUCUUAACUUUGUGCUACGGUCGCCAGCUUGUGGAACAUUUCUCAUUGUCUUUCGAGAACACUAGACGAGACGACAACAUCGACGGCCAAGACGUAGGCACACGACUGGAUUGCUUCCUCGGCCGUCAACAUCAGCAUCACCGAGUCGUCCCGCCGCAUCUUGUGGUUCUUCCCUUGCGACCGCUGUGA